Culex quinquefasciatus (southern house mosquito) is the source of this 688-nucleotide messenger RNA. RefSeq lists its product as uncharacterized. Bases 130 to 564 code for a protein of 144 amino acids. The transcript has 2 exons. Lineage: Eukaryota; Metazoa; Arthropoda; Insecta; Diptera; Culicidae. The record is from RefSeq and is a predicted model, not a curated record.
GGCGAGGAGGGUGAAGAACUCACCGGCAGAUGGGUACCCGUUUCGAAUACUCAACAAACUCGCGCCACGAAACAUCAUUCGCGUUGGAACCUUCCCAGGACGAACAUAUCAAUCUACUAAAUCCGCAUCAUGGCAACCAAAUGGGUUUGGACCAACUCCGCCGGACCGUUUCCCCCGAAUAUGGUGCAGGGUGGCCAGGACAGUGACGGCUGUGGGAUCUUCGUGGGCCGCGCGAACCACAACGGUGAUCUGCUGCCGGCCAAGGUGCUUCCCCAGAAGAAUGCGGCCUACGUUGCGUACGGUGGUGAGGAGGUGCUCGUGGAAAAUUUUGAGGUUCUCUGCCGGAAGGAGCUGGUUUGGGAGCAUGCAACAGGGGGAAGUGUUCCCCAGGAGGCGGUCAUCGGUGGCAAUACGGGGGAUGGGGAGAUCCUGUACGUGGGACGCGCCUACCACGAGGGAUCUCAAACGGUGGGCAAGGUGCAGCGGACGCACGGUUGCAUCUACAUCCCGUACGGUGGAGCGGAAGUGUCUCUGCCGAGCUACGAGGUGCUGUGCGAGCGAUAAGAUGGCGGGGUGGAGCGUUUUUUUUUUGCUGAAAUGAUGAAUGAUUGAUACUACCUUAUUGGAAUAAAUAAUGUGAAUGAUAAAUCUGGAACUAUGCAAAUAAAAAAUAUGGAAAAAUCAUAAA